Molecule: messenger RNA, 4793 nt
Organism: Ilyonectria robusta
Lineage: Eukaryota; Fungi; Ascomycota; Sordariomycetes; Hypocreales; Nectriaceae
Exons: 2
Coding region: 1-4335 (1444 amino acids)
Biological process (GO): phosphorelay signal transduction system; phosphorylation
Molecular function (GO): phosphorelay sensor kinase activity
Source: RefSeq, a predicted model, not a curated record
AUGCUACUCGAUGAGAAGAAUGACGACGCCAACCCGCAAUCCUCUCCCGCGCUGCACCUAGCCGCCUCGGGUGCUCGCCUUGUGCCUCGUGCCUCACCAUCUUCUGGGCUCCGUCCGCCUCCGCCAGCACGGCCUCGCACAGUUCCCGCCUGGCCGCCCCCGAUUGCUGGAGUCGGACACCCAGCGGGCAUGGUUCCGUCAUUGCAGUCUCUUGGUCUUGUUGACCUCAUCAGCUCCGACCCGCGCCCGACCUUUGUCGUCCAACUCCCAUCCAUUCCCGAUGCCUCCUCCAACGAAAUCCUCUACCGAAACCCGGCCUUGAAGGCCACCCUCACUCUCGACCAGUCUAUUUGUUCCAUCCCCCAGGAUGUCUCUCACUCACCCUUCUGGAAUUGGGUCACCAACCCACCCUCGAAAUUGAAUCCCGACGCUGAUGUCGAGCCUCAUACCGUUGCCGAUGUCCAACACUCCCUCCCCUACUUCGGCGUCUUCUGGACGCGGAGCAUUGUGUGCGAUCAAUGGGUCGUUAUGAGUGGCAAUGAGACGGUCCCCUGCUCCGAACCCCCUCGGAAGAAACGAAUUGAGUGCAAGGAAGGAAGCGCCGCGACAUCCAGAUCCUCCUCGAGACCCUAUUCCCAAAACCCAAUCCCAGAGGCUGCGAACUUAACAUCUCUGAGAAAAUCCGACAGCACCACGCCCAUUAUUUACCGCUCCGACCCUAAUCCAGGUCUCAUGGUGCCAGUCUUCAACUCCGAGCAUGAGCCCUUUCUUGACGUUGUUCAGAGCGUGGAUUGGGGAUCAACCUCGUUGGGCCCCAUGGCAGCCUGGUCGGCACAGUUGCAACAAACCUUCAGCCAAGUAAUAUCCGAUUCACGCCCAAUCGCGCUUUAUUGGGGCCCUGAUUGUGUCACCAUUUACAACGAGGGGUUCUCCAAGUAUUGCGGCGCCAAACAUCCUGAACGUCUGGGACGGUCCGCCUUCGAUUCAUGGCCCCAUCUAAAGGAGCAACUGGAAAACAUAAUCGCAUCACCCCAGAAAAGGUGUUCCAAGGUUGAAGAUCAGUCGAGGUUCUUCAUUGAACAGGCUGAUGGUUCGUCCGUGGAGACAUACGCCGAGUGGUCGAUGGUCCCGAUUGUUUCCGACAAAAAGUACAUGGGUGUGCAACAUUGCCUCCUCGAAACGACUUCUAGGCGACUUUGGGAAAGGAGGAUGAAGAUGCUCGUCGAACUCGGCGAGGCUUUGAUCGCCACUGUGGAUGUCAAAUCAUACUGGACAAGGACAAUCGAGGAACUCGAGCGCUGGAGCCCGGCAUACGACGUUCCAUUGGCAUUCAUCUACUCGGUAGGUGAUGACGACGACGGCGAUUCCUCAGCAUCAAAAUACGGAUGUCCAAGGACAUGCCGCUUGGAAGGAUCACUUGGGGUGCCCGACAACCACGUCAUCGCGCCCCCAACCAUCAACCUUCGAGACGCCGACGACGGUCUCGCUCCCAUGUUUCGGGAGUCUCUAAAUUCGCCUCAUGCUCUCUUGCUUCAGACAAAGGAUGGGACACUGCCUCAGCAACUUCUCCAUGGGCUAGAAUGGCGAGGGUUUGGCGAUCCUUGUCAAGCUGCAAUUAUAUGCCCUAUUCGUCCUACCAAAGAGGAAAAUGUCAUGGGUAUUUUGGUGCUCGGCCUAAACCCGCGACGGCCAUACGACCAUGACUAUCGGCAAUUCAUUUCACUUCUCAAUCAAAAGCUAACAAGCUCACUCGCAUCAACCGUUCUCUUGGAGGAAGAAACUCGCCGAAGACGCAACGCCACAGAGCAAGCUGCCUACGACAACGCUAUGCUCAAGGAGAGGCUGGAGUACCAGACAGAGCAAACAAAUAGGUCUGUCCAGACCCUAACAGCCGUUGCCGAGUUUAUUCCAAUUGGAAUGUGUUUCGUCGACACCGAUGGCAAUGUCACCUUCGCCAACGAGGCAUGGCACCGCAUCACAGGCUAUCCAAGAGGAAUAAUACACCGCGGCGCUCUACUGGAGUCUGUCCUGGAAGAGGAUAUACCAAAGGUCAUGCAAGCAUACAAGGACGUUGGAGAAAGGGAUGUCGUGACAUAUGAGUACCGAAUUCUACGAAACGGAAGCAGAUCAAGGCCAGAAGGUCUGAAGUCUCCUCCGACCGCUUUGCCUACAGUGGACAACAAAGUGGCUUGCCACAUCCUUGCCUCAAUCAAAGCAGAGCGCGCCCCUGAUGGUAGUGUGGUUCGGAUUCUGACUUGCUUGACCGAUGUGACAGUGCAGAAGGACACUGCUGAAGAAGCUAUCCAACGAGCGCAGGAGGCUGAGAACCUAAAGCGCCUUGCUGAAUUCGCAACCGUUGGCAUGUAUAAUAUGAGCAUGGACGGCCAGCUUCUGAGCGCAAACAACUUGUUCUGGGAGCUUACUGGCGUGGCCAAGGUUGACCUCACCAAGGUCGUCGUCAAACCCUGGCCCGAAUGUGUAGUCAAGGAGGACUUGGCUAUUCUCGAUCAGAGCUUAAAGGAACUAGGGGAAACGGGGCGUCCGCAGACAGCAGAGUUCCGACUCCAGACCCCAUGGGUCGCCGAAGACAACGACGACAACAUGCCCGCCAGUUCGCGAUGGGUAUUAGGGACAUUCAUGCCAGUCAAGAGCUCCGAUGGCGCCAUCCUCUCAUUUACAGGCUGCCUGAGCGAUGUUUCGUUGCAAAAAUGGCAGCUUCAUCAGGAGAAGUCGCGAAAGGAGGAGGCCAUCGAGUCGAAGCGGCAACAGGAGAACUUUAUCGACAUGACGUCUCAUGAGAUGCGAAACCCGCUGAGCGCCAUCCUGCAUUGCACCGACGCCAUCAUCGCGUCACUUUCCAGGGUACAGGAUAUCAUCGAGAACCCAGUUCCACUCACACCUACAAGAGCAAACGCCGAUAUGGCAGAUCAGAGUCCCCGCAUCGAAAGGUCCGACGAAGAAAAGCAACUCUUGGAGGACAGCAUCGAAAAUGCCGAAACCAUCGUGACUUGCGCGCAACACCAAAAACGCAUUGUCGAUGACAUCCUCACCAUGUCCAAGCUGGAUUCCAAGCUCCUGGCAGUUACACCGUGUACUGUCGAUCCUAUCCAGAUCGCCAAUGACGCAUUGAAGAUGUUCGAAGUGGAAGCUCGCCGCGUGGAUAUCGAGUUGACUUCCUCCGUUGACAAGUCCUACACGGAUCUUGGAUACGACUUUCUAGAUCUUGACCCGUCGCGAGUGAAACAAGUGCUUAUCAACCUACUCACCAAUGCAUUGAAGUUCACCAAAUCUGGCAAAACUCGAACUGUUAAGAUUUGCGUCAAGGGUUCUUUGAAGCCCCCGGAUCAGACCUUGACAACCGUCGACUUCAUACCUCGGUUCUGCGAUUUGUCAGAGGAGUAUGAACAGCCUGCUCUACGGGGUCGCAAUCACCCAGUCUAUCUACUCUUUGAGGUCAAAGAUACCGGCCAAGGACUGACCGCUUUGGAAAUGGGCAAUCUGUUCAACAAGUUUGUGCAAGCAAGCUCGAAAACGCACGUCAAAUAUGGAGGUUCCGGUCUAGGCCUGUUCAUCUCACGUCGCUUGACAGAAUUGCAGAACGGAGCAAUCGGUGUAUCAAGCGAGCCUGGCGUUGGGUCAACAUUUGCAUUUUACAUCGAGUCCUACCUCCCAAGCGAAGAAUCGAGAAAUGAGGCACUGGCGGUCGCAGCAGCUGCGAGACUGGUUGCUAGCACAGAUGCUGCAGAGAUGCUAGACACUAAGCGUGCCUUGAACUUGCGCGAUGUUCGCCUACAGCGACACCAGAAUCCUGGUGGGAACAUCCGCCUUGACGGCAUUCUCAUCGUUGAGGACAAUCUCAUCAACCAGCAGAUCACGCGGCGUGGUCUAACAGAUCGUGGAUACACUGUUGACGUGGCGAACCACGGAAUCGAAGCACUAGAGAAGCUCCAACGUCGCCAUGGAGCUGUUCCCACUGUCGACCUCGGUCUUGUUGUCGGCGUUGGCCUCUCGGCUUCCAGGAACGGACCAAGCUCACUGCCAAUCGCCAUCAAUCUCGUCCUCAUGGAUAUUGAAAUGCCCAUUCAGGAUGGCUUGACGUGCACCCGAAGAAUUCGAGAACUCGAGCAAAAUGGCGAGAUCUUUUGCGCUUCUGGAGGCCGUAUCCCGAUCAUUGCCGUCACGGCCAAUGCAAGGCCCGAGCAGGUGAUGGAGGCGAAGCAGGCAGGUUGCGACGACGUGCUGGUGAAGCCGUACCGGAUUCCAGAGCUCAUCGAGAAGAUGCAAAUGGUGGUCCGGCGCAUGGGGGGACUCAGCCCCAACUCUCCUGUGAGGUGAUGGUUGUUGAUACCCAGCUGCAUGAACGGCAGUAUAGAGAUAUGAGAGCCAGUACAGGGAGGCCAGAACCGGGGGAUGAUGUAACGACACAGUCUUUUGUGUGUGUGUAUUUUUCUGGGCGUUUAGAGGGUGGUUAAAAGGGAACGGGUGUUUGGCGAAUGGUUGAACAUCCUUGGGGGAAGGAUAGGCGCGGACGCAUUUCAGCAUACGACGGAGUUACGGCAAGCGAUAAAGUGAUGCAGCCAUCGUCAAGAGCCUAGGAGACGCAUCGUGUUUAGUUCACCUAAUUUAAAGGUACAUCGUGAUUUAAUUGUACCGUUCUUGACUCAAUGUGCUACAUCAACGUCAAUGUACGGGAUAUUUCUUUGUGGCUUCAGUGAGGUGGGAGAAGUAGGGUAGCUGCAAAAGCCAGACGCCUCCGGGAGUUUCGCACAUACGUCAUUAAAUUGGUGAAGGAU